AGUUGUUUCCUUGUACUUUUUAUCAAAGUUACAAUUUUAUUUCAAUCCAAUGUAGUACUCAUGUUUCAUAAAUAGAUGGUAAUCUCCAUCCUCAUAAAACAAAUAGUUGAAAUCACUACAACAAAGGGAGAUGUCGUGAAAUCUGUUUGUUAGAUCUGAGUUUAAUGUCGUUUACACAGAAUUUCCUGAUUCUUGUUUCUCUGUCUUAUCUGCUCUCUUGUCCCAUCCAGAGAAAAAGCCAACCUGGCUGUGACUCUGACGAAGAGAAAAGACGACAUCUUGGCCCACGCUUCCUUCCUGGAACCCUGUUGGAGCUUCGGUGGAUCAGAUGAGGACCAUGACCUCAGACAGCGGGGAGGAGGUGGAGGCUGUCCUCGUGAGGAGUGAAUCUGCCGACGCUCAGGGGAUCAACAGCCUCAUCAGCUCCAGUGCUCUGACGAUCUCUGGGAGAGUGAAUAUUAUUCCACUGCUAGAAAAAGCCAACCUGGCUGUGACCGUGACCAACAGAAAAGAUGACAUCUUGGCCCACGCUUCCUUCCUGGAUCACCCUGUUGGAGGUUUGGUGGAUCAGGCUCACUGGCAACGUUUCCUGCAGAAACACUUCAGUGCUGAAAACUGCACGCCUCUGAACACACUCUUCCUCCACCUUUUCGUGGCACAGAAGAACUUUGCGACAGCCAGUGUGAAGAAGAUAAUGAGAGCUGUGUUUAAUGCCGUCCCAGAGCUUGAACACAUCUGCCUGGUCACCCCGAACAUCAUUGAUCUAGAGCCGGCACUGAAAGACACGUUCGAGUGGCUGCAGCGCCUGACGGAGCCCGGCCCUCGGUGCUUAGCAUUGAUCUGCCACAGAUGGCAGCACUGUCCCAGACUUCAUAUCCGCUCUGCCAGGGAGGAGGAUCAUGACGACAUCAUGCACAUAUUUAACCGCUACACUAAACUCUUGGAUCAGCCGUACGUCCUGGCAGAACUCAUUGAGGCUCAGAAUGAAGAUAAUCACUCAGCUGUUUGUGAGGUUGCUGGCGUCACUGUUGGUUUCAUCUGCGUCACUGCUGAUGUCGAUUUGAAAAAGCUGCGUCGCGGCUUUGAGCUCAGUGACUUCAAUGAUUUGUACAAACCACAACAAACUGAACUCUGUGAACCGGCUGUGUCGACUGACCCGGGAGAAGAUGACGAGGAACUGAGACAAAGUCAAACCUCCACUUUACAACAG
Molecule: messenger RNA, 1210 nt
Organism: Paralichthys olivaceus (Japanese flounder)
Lineage: Eukaryota; Metazoa; Chordata; Actinopteri; Pleuronectiformes; Paralichthyidae
Source: RefSeq, a predicted model, not a curated record